AUGGAUGUUUUCGCUUGGAACCCUUAUGAAGUUCUCGGGGUUGAUCCCGGAUUUAUCGUCCACAAGCUUAACGUAGACCCCUCAUAUCCCCCGAAGAAGCAGAAGCUGAGAAGGUUAGCCAAAGACCAUGUUAAGGCGCUUUUGAAGAAGUGGAAGGGAUUUCAGUGGGAUGAUGAAUGUGAAAAGGCUUUCCAGGACCUCAAGGAGUACUUAGUGCGGGCGCCGAUGUUGAGUGCACUAGAGCCCGAAGAGGAACUAUUUAUGUACCUCUCGAUAUCCGACCACACUGUAAGUGCUGUGCUUUUAAGGGACCGGGGAGUACAACAACCUGUGUAUUAUAUUAGCAAGACCCUAGUCGACGCCAAGACCGGGUAUUUGCCCUUGGAGAAAUUGGUGCUGGCCUUAGUGCAUGCCACCAGGAAAUUGCCUCAGUACUUUCAGGCUCAUACCAGAUCUGAUCUCACGGGGCGAAUAGCUAAAUGGGGGACACGGCUCGGGGCAUUUGACGUGAGGGGAGAUGGUUUGUCAGGUGGAGCACCGCCUGUGGAAGGUACAUGUGGAUGGGGCUUCCAGCGCCAAAGGGGCGGAGCUAGGAUAGUCAUAAUCACCCCGGAGGGAAUUCUCUUGGAGCAUUCGUUCAGGUUGGGAUUUAACACCUCCAACAACGAGGCAGAGUAUGAAGCUUUGCUUGCCGGAUUGAGGGCAGUUUCAAGGUUAGAAGCCUGGGAUGUAGAGGUUUAUUCGGAUUCAAGGCUCAUAGUCAACCAGGUGCAUGGGAGUUUUGAGGCUCGAGAUCCUCGGAUGAAAGCAUACUUAGACUUGGUGAAGCAGGUCAUGGACGGCUUUUGUAUGGUGAAGGUGAUUCAAGUGGCUCGAGCACAGAACAGACAUACCGACUUUCUUGCCACUUUGGCAUUGUCAAUUGCCAAGGAUAUUCCCAGGCUUAUUAGAGUGGAACUCGUCCCUGAGCCCAGCAUUAAGGUGGCAGGAAAUGAGGAGGCAGCGAGAGUCGAAGUCACAGCUAUCGCAACAUUUGGGCCGAGCUGGACGGACCCUAUCAUAGAUUUCUUAGCCGAUGACCGAAUUCCGGGCGAUGAGAAGGAGGCCAACAAGGUUCGUAGGGUAGCUGCCCGGUAUUGGUUGUCCAGAGACCAGAAACUCUAUCGCAGGUCAUUCGGAGGACCGUAUCUUUUGUGCUUACACCCAGAGAAAGUAGGCCAACUCUUGGCCGAGUUGCAUGAAGGGGUAUGCGGUAGCCAUGUAGGGGGACGGUCAUUGGCACACCGGGCAAUGACUCAGGGAUUCUGGUGGCCCCAGAUGCAGAAGGACUCCGCGGAAUACGUUCAGAAGUGUGAGUAG
Quercus lobata is the source of this 1359-nucleotide messenger RNA. RefSeq lists its product as uncharacterized. The transcript is spliced from 4 exons. Gene Ontology annotation, molecular function: nucleic acid binding; RNA-DNA hybrid ribonuclease activity. NCBI's taxonomy places the organism in Eukaryota, Viridiplantae, Streptophyta, Magnoliopsida, Fagales, Fagaceae. The record is from RefSeq and is a predicted model, not a curated record. Bases 1 to 1359 code for a protein of 452 amino acids.